This is a messenger RNA of Rhinichthys klamathensis goyatoka, 3801 nucleotides long. It is a transcript of the gene nlrp3, whose product is annotated as NLR family pyrin domain containing 3. Gene Ontology annotation, molecular function: protein binding. The transcript is spliced from 11 exons. The record is from RefSeq and is a predicted model, not a curated record. NCBI's taxonomy places the organism in Eukaryota, Metazoa, Chordata, Actinopteri, Cypriniformes, Leuciscidae. Bases 72 to 3533 code for a protein of 1153 amino acids.
AAGGAAACGGCGCUCAAAAGUGAAAGUAACAGAAGCCUUUAAGAACUGCAGGACAGACCUGAGUAGACAAGAUGGCGUCCGUUCCAGAGCAGCUUCUGGAAACAGUGGUUGAGCUGGACAAUGACAAAGAAAAGAGGCUAAAAAGAGCAGAUACGGCUGAUGAAAUGAAGCGGGAAGACACACUUGAAGCUGUAGAUGAGCUGAAGAAGUGUCGUAAAUCAGAUGAAGCUUUGAAGAUAGACCUCCAGAAUAACCAAGCUGAACAGAGGAAUGUGCAGACGAUCAGCCCUCCUCACACUGCUGUCAAUGUGGAUCUGAAAGCUGAAUCAGGUGCAACUGCAAUUUCACCAGUACUCAUUGGAAGUGUCGUCCAUGGCUCAAUAAUCAUCAACUCAAACUCAACUACUGGUGUUAUUGGACAACAAAAUCCAGCAGAGGGACCAACCUCUGAAAAACAAGAGAAUGAUGUCUUGCAAAAAAUCCUGAAAACUCUCAAAGACAACAUGAAGGCCAAAACAGGACGUGUUUUUGAGGGCAAAAAAGACAACAAAACACAUCUCAACAAAGUCUACACUGAACUCUUCAUCACUGAAGGGGACAUUACAGACGUCUAUGAUGAACAUGAAGUUCACAAGAUUGACCGAUUCUUAAAAACUCCCAAAUUUGAGGAAACACCGAUCGACUGCAAUGACAUAUUCUGUUUAUUGAGGAAAAAGGAGGAGGGAAACAUUGUGUUGACCAAAGGCAUCGCUGGCAUUGGAAAGACGUUCUCCGUGCACAAGUUCAUCCUGGACUGGGCCGAAGAAAAAGCCAAUCGGGAUGUGGACUGUAUGUUCCUGCUUCCAUUCAGAGAGAUCAACUUGAUUAAAGACGAUAAGGUCAGUUUCCAUGAGUUUUUGCUGGAAUUUUAUCCUGAAUUGAAAGACGUGGAAAACACUAAGUUUUAUAAAAAAUGCAACAUGGCAUUCAUCUUUGACGGACUUGACGAGAGUCGCCUGGAUUUGAACUUUAACUGUAAGUCAGUGAACUGUGUGAAUGAACGAUCGUCUGCUGAUGCUUUGUUUACAAGCCUUGUUAAAGGAAAGUUGCUUCCAUCGGCUCUUGUCUGGGUGACAUCACGACCUGCGGCGGCCAAUCAGAUCCCUCCGGAGUACAUAGGAUUAUUUACAGAGGUGCGCGGAUUCACCGACCAGCAGAAAGAGGAGUACUUCAGAAAAAGGAUCAAAGAUGAAGCGCAGGCCUCCAGAAUAAUUUUGCACAUUAGGACGUCUCGUAGUCUCUACAUCAUGUGCCACAUUCCCGUGUUCUGCUGGAUCACGGCCACCGUUCUUCAGGAUAUUCUCAUCAAGAACAAUGGGCAGGACAUUCCCUCGACACUCACCGAAAUGUACAUCCACUUCCUGCUGAUACAGAUGAACAUAAAGAACCAGAAGUACGAGGAGAAACUCGAAAGAGACCGCACAAAAGUCUUUAGUUUAAACAAAGACAUUAUCUCCAAGUUGGCUAAAUUGGCGUUUAAACAGCUGAAGAAGGAGAACGUCAUGUUUUAUGAGGAGGAUCUGGAAGCGUGUGACAUCAACGCAAGUGAUGAGUCCACAGGAUUGUGCGCUGAAAUCUUCAAGAAAGACUCUGUCCUGCAUGAGAUCAAGGUUUAUUACUUCAUACAUUUGAGUGUGCAGGAGUUUCUCGCCGCUUUGCACGUGUUCCUCUGCUAUUUGAAGAUGAACAUGGAGGAGCUGAAGUUCUUCCUGGAGGAUUCAUGCCCUAAGAAAGACCAAAUGCUAUACAUUUUGCUGAAAAAGGCGAUUGAUAAAGCCAAGAACAGCGAGCGAGGGCAUUUUGAUCUCUUUCUGCGUUUUCUGCUGGGCAUUUCUCUCGAGUCCAAUCAGAAACUCCUGAUUGGCUUGCUGGACCAACCGCUUGACAGUAGAAAAUGCGUCAAUAAAACCAUCCAAUACAUCAAGCAAUUGCAAAACAAUGACAAAUGCCCAGAUAAAUCCAUCAACCACUUCUUCUGCAUACUGGAACUGCAGGACAGAACCCUGUACCAACAAAUCAUGAAAUAUCUGAGGUCAGAGAGCGGCCAGCUGAGAGUGAUGUCCAACUCGAACUGCUCAGCGCUGGUCUAUGUGCUUCUGAUGUCAGAAGAGGUGCUGGAUGUCUUUGACCCGAAGACAUUCAACAACACAUAUCCCGGAUGCAGGAGACUCGUGCCAGCCGUGAGAUGCUGCAGAAAAGCCCUGUUUUCAGACUGUGGACUGACAGAAACAUGCUGUGAAACGGUGGCUUUGGCUCUCCAACUAGAAGAUGGUCCUCUGAGAGAGCUGGACCUGAGUCACAAUUACAGUAUCGAGGCAGGAGUGAAGGUGCUUUCUGCUGGACUCAAGAGCCCACACUGUCAUGUGGAGACACUGAGGUUGGCCCAGUGUCAUUUUGGCCAGGACAGUUGUAUGGAGCUGGUCUCUGCGAUCCAGACGAUCUCACAUCGUCUACAAGAGCUCGAUCUCAGCGGCAGUGACCUGCAGGACUCUGGACUCCAUCAUCUCCUAGAUGGGAUGGAAAAUACAGACAGAAAACUUCAAGUUCUGAGGAAAGUAUUUGUGUUGAGCUGGUGUAACCUCACUGAGAAGAGUUGUGAGUGUCUUUCCUCGAUUCUCAGCUCAGAUACGCCCCUGAGAGAGCUGGACCUGAGUAACAAUGACCUGCAUGAUUCAGGAGUGAAGCUGCUCUCUGAUGGACUGAAGACCUGUCAUCUGGAGAUACUGAGGUUGUCUGGCUGUAUGGUGACAGAGGAAGGCUGUGGUUUUGUGUCUUCAGCUCUGAGUUCAAACACAUCACACCUGAGAGAGCUGGAUCUGAGCUACAAUCACCCCGGAGAAUCUGGAGUCCAGAUUCUCAACAACAUACUGAAGGAUUCAAACGAUAAACUGCAGAUAUUGAAAACUGAUCCUAUGGGUGAACACUUCAUCAAACCAGGGAUAAGAAAGUAUGCCUGUGAUCUCAAGCUGGAUCCAAACACAGCUCACAUUCGGUUGUGUCUGUCUGAUGAAGACAGAAGAGCGACGUUAGUAGAACAGGUGCAGCCGUAUCCUGAUCACCCAGAAAGAUUUGAACCUGUUGAACAAGUUCUGUCUAGAGAGAGUCUGUCCGGCCGCUGUUACUGGGAGGCUGAAUGGACGGGUUCAGAAGGGACGGUCGGAGUGACGUACAAGUCCAUUCAAAGGAAAAGCGAUGAUCUUAGUUUUGUGGAGGCCAGCGGUCAGCUUGGAAACAAUGAUUUGUCAUGGAAAAUUACAUGUGGAUCCCAUCCAUAUGUUUCUCAUGCUACAGAAGACAUUAAUAUAAAGACUCCAACCUCUCACUCAUGUAAGAGAGUAGGUGUGUAUGUGGACACAACGGCUGGAGUUUUGUCCUUUUACAGUGUCUCUGACACACCCACACACUUGUACACCUUCCUCGCGUCUUUUAAAGAUACUCUAUAUGCAGCAUUUAAGGUGGAAAGCGACUCUGUUUCCUUCUGUCAGAUGUUGUAACCUGAAAGCCUCUUUAACUUAUCAUUUGUGCACAUGUAUUGCCAUCUUGUUUUGUGCUGUGCGACUGAGUAGAACAUCAAAUCGAAUUUGAUAAGAUUGUAUGCAGGUAAAUGCAAAAGUUUCACGUUUUACUGUAAUUGUUUAACAACUGAACAUUUUCAGAAAUUAUUACUGCUUUUUGGAUUUGCCUUUUUAGACAUGUAAAAGCUGACUGUUUUUUUAAUGCAUUAUUUUUAUUAUUAAAAUAUUCUCUGAGCUUGAAGUCUCA